This is a messenger RNA of Exophiala mesophila, 1353 nucleotides long. RefSeq lists its product as uncharacterized. The record is from RefSeq and is a predicted model, not a curated record. Bases 1 to 1353 code for a protein of 450 amino acids. The transcript is spliced from 3 exons. Lineage: Eukaryota; Fungi; Ascomycota; Eurotiomycetes; Chaetothyriales; Herpotrichiellaceae.
AUGGCCGACGCCAGCACUCCAGUUCCCUACACUGCAGAUCCCCUAUGGUUGUUCAUCAAGGACUUUGGGCUGUUUGCCCGUAACCUGUUCCCCUGGCCUGGUCUAUUCGGCCUCGUCAUCCCUCCUUGGACUUCCAAUACCGGGCAAUUGGAUGAGCUCUACCCGACCCUUCAGAAUGCGUGGGCCGUCUUCCAACACUUGGUUUUGAUAGUGGCACAGUCCAUCUUUUUGCUCUCUCUUUUGCCUCUGGCCGUUGUCCUUCCGGCUCCGAUUUUUUAUUUUUCCUACAUUGCCGCAUUCAUCUUUGGAACCCGGCUGGUGACCGUCCUCCUGAACGGAUGGAGGCGCAGAUUGUACAAGUCGCAUGAGAAGUACACCAUCGGGCGGAAUGUGGACCCGCGGGAGAGAUGGGUAUAUAUCAAUGGUGUCGCGACAGGAAAACAUUGGCUACAGGCCAACCUCGACCGACUAGCCCUGACGUUCCGUCGACCGAUUUAUGGCAUUCACAAUCGCACAAGCGGAAUCAUUUUUGAUGUCAUUGAGUGCAUCAUCCAACGUGACUUUGCAUAUGCCACUCUCGACAUACGAAUUGCAUACGCCGAACUGAUGGACAUGCUGACCGACGAGGACAUUUCCAAGGUAGUGCUGAUCGUGCACAGUCAAGGAGGCAUCGAAGGCAGUCUGGUUCUGGACUGGCUGUAUGCAACACUCGCCGCAGCCCAGUUAGCUAAACUGGAGAUAUAUACAUUUGGGAACGCGGCCAAUCAUUGGAAUGCUCCAGCAUCCACGCUGUCACAUCAUGGACAUGUGACUGAGGGCGGAAGUUCGGCGGGUGGGAAGCAGCCACUCCUAACGACCUCCAUCACUCAGUCUAGGCCUUGGGAGAGGGAGUCAGAGACAAGAACCGUCAAGCACAUAGAGCACUAUGCCAACACAUUGGACUAUGUUGCUCGCGGAGGUAUUCUCCACUUCCGACCAGAUCCUCCUCCACCGGGUACUGCUGGGUCUGGUCAGACAACAGCAGCAUUGCCUAGUCAGGAGGCCCUAGACUCGAAUCGAUUUGUUGGGCGGCUGUUCAAACGGACAGGACCGGGACAUCUACUGAAUCAACAUUAUUUGGACCCCAUGUUCCAGCUCGAUUCGUCGGAUGCUGUACGAGGACGAGUACUGGAUGGCAAUGAAUACAUGGACCAGCGAGUGGAUCAGGCUACUUUUGACCGCUGGGAUACGGUGCAAGCUCUAGAAGGGACCGAGCCACAGAGUCAGGGGGUCCUGAUCAAAGACCUGAGCAGACUAUGGAGAUACAGGAACGGUGCAGAUGCCGAUAUCGAUGCCGAUGUGAAUGAUGGAUGA